Messenger RNA from Phytophthora megakarya, 636 nucleotides. The record is from the annotation of a GenBank genome assembly. NCBI's taxonomy places the organism in Eukaryota, Oomycota, Peronosporomycetes, Peronosporales, Peronosporaceae.
AUGUCCAAGAGCACCAUCUACAGUGCUCUUGAUCUGAUAGACGGGUUCUAUCAGCUCCUGAUGCGUGAGAGCGAUAUCCCUCUCACGGCAGUAAGCACCCCAAGCGGUAUGCUUUGGGAGUGGCUAGUUAUGCCGCAAGGACUGAAGAACGCCCCUGCGACCUUCAAUAGAUGCGUCACGCAUCUAUUGCGCUCGUACGUGGACAACUACGCAGGCAAGAUUCGCCCGCUGUCGCAGCUCCUGAAGAAGGAAGCUGCGUGGAAAUGGACUGCUGAGUGUCAGCAGGCGUUCGAUGCAGUCAAGCUGGGCUUGACUGAAGCGCCGAUCUUGGCGGUGGCUGACCAAGAUCGCCCCUUUCACGUAGUGUGUGACGCAUCCGAUUUUGCGAUCGGAUGUGCGUUAAUGCAACUCGAUCACGAGGGCCUUGAUCGAGUCGUCUACUACCAGUCGCGUCAGCUGAAUCCAGCUGAGCGAAACUAUCCUGUGCAUGACAAGGAACUCCUUGCCAUGAAGUAUGCACUCGCGAAGUUCCGAGUGUACUUACUCGGCAACACGCCGUUCGUGGUCUAUACGGACCACGCGUCGUUGCGGACGACUGUGAAGUCUUCGCACAUCUCGCAACGAAUGAUGAGAUGA